Molecule: messenger RNA, 665 nt
Organism: Williopsis jadinii
Lineage: Eukaryota; Fungi; Ascomycota; Saccharomycetes; Phaffomycetales; Wickerhamomycetaceae
Exons: 1
Coding region: 123-455 (110 amino acids)
Source: RefSeq, a predicted model, not a curated record
AUUAUACAUGACAUAUACGACAAUUUACAUAGUGACCUGGUAAUGAGUUUUCUAAAUGCUCAUGUUAAUGCUACGAGAAGGGGAAGUACAGAAAAUGGCAUGCCAGAGAGGUAAAGUGAUUGAUGUCAUCGUUUCUCUCGCGCUGCAUUUUUUUAGUACCCGCCUUUUUUUGCCCGGAUUGCAGUUCCGUUUGUUGCCAGGGUGAUGAUCAGGAAUAUUUCUACAACAGUCUAAAAUAUCACUAUGCGAAUCAAUUGGCAGGGAGAAGCAAACAAUUUCACUUUAUCCAUGAGCCAGUCGUCAAUUCGAUAGUGAUGGAAUGUCUAAGUCGCGGUUCUAUAUGCACCGAGUAUAUCAACACCCCUCUGAUGAUCCAAAGAUGUAGAAUAGAUUGUAAUGUACAUAAUGGGCCUACUCUGUUUAAUGUUCUAUGCUCGUUUAUACAUCAUGGUUAAUGUGUCAUAACAACAUUGCCUGCUUGAGAGUUGAACCAGACUAUCAUGAAAAGGUGUGGUCUAUUUACUAUGUACCAAAUACGAUACACUAUUUAUCCCGUGCUCAUGAAAAAGAGCACAAUACUAGAAAUACUGUCUUUCUUGUAAACUUUGGGUUCAGCUGACAAUUAUCCCUAUGUUUCUUUCUUUGGGUGUGAAGAUCACUUACAC